This is a messenger RNA of Stegastes partitus (bicolor damselfish), 1225 nucleotides long. It is a transcript of the gene rbm48, whose product is annotated as RNA binding motif protein 48. Lineage: Eukaryota; Metazoa; Chordata; Actinopteri; Pomacentridae. Bases 18 to 1100 code for a protein of 360 amino acids. The record is from RefSeq and is a predicted model, not a curated record. Gene Ontology annotation, molecular function: nucleic acid binding. The transcript is spliced from 5 exons. Gene Ontology annotation, cellular component: nucleoplasm.
GAUUCGUUUCCACAAACAUGGCGGCUCCUGUCAACAAAAACGACUGUUGGAGAGUCCCGGAGGUUUACAAACACCACGAACAGCGGAAAGUAUGCAUUUCUCGACCAAAAUACAGAGAGGGAAGAAAAGACAAAGCGGUUAAGGUGUACACCAUCAAUUUGGAGUCCCGUUACCUGAUGGUCCAAGGGGUCCCAGCCAUUGGAGUGAUGACGGAGCUGAUCCAGCUGUGUGCUCUGUACGGAGCCGUGGAGGAGUACAGGCCCCUGGACGAGUAUCCUGCUGAGGAGUUCACGGAGGUCUACCUUGUCAAGUUCCAGAAACUCACGAGUGCCAGAGCAGCAAAGCGACACAUGGAUGAGAAGAGCUUCUAUGGUGGUGUCCUACAUGUAUGCUACGUCCCAGAAUAUGAGACUGUUGAAGACACCAGGUUGAAGCUGCAGGACCGGAGGGGUUACAUAAAAAGGGCUGCUCACUUUAGAGCGAGAGAAAGGGAACAGAAAGAGGCAGUACAUGAGGAACCCACGUCAUCAGAAACAACCACCACACCAGAGCAGAACAUCCCCAGACACAGUCAAACCUUUCACAGUAACAGUACAGGGGAGACUUCGAACAUCAGCCAAUAUUCAAGCUUUCCUAUACUGCCAUUACCUCCCCAAGAACAACAGUUUUACGGACAGAAAAAUCAACCCGAGACUACACCAACAGAGGACAAGAUGGGCACGUUACAUCAUGCAAUCACUGACUCAAAGCAGCAGCGAGUGCAGAGUUCGAGCUCCAAGCAAACUUUCUCCAACAGAGACCGCGGCGCAGAACACAGACUGACCUCAAAUCAGCCUCCUGCGGUCAGGUUUGUCCCGAGGACCACAAACUUGCAGAACAGAAAACGCAAAAUGGAAGAGGCUGGUAAGCAUUCAGUGACUGUUUCUGGACAAAAUGAGCCUUUGAUUGGACCCAAACUGCCAGAACCAUCCAAACUGGACAUGGCGGAUCAAUCACUUAACACAACUGUUGGUCUGAUCAGGAACACAAUGAAACAGGUGGCAUCAGUUCCUGACCUGAAACCAGUGGAGAAAAAGGUCAAACCACGACGUCGGAUUUGAUCAAGCACAACUGUACAAUUUAAGAAAACAUUACCAUUUGAAAAGUUUCCCCUAACAACUUCUUUCGGAGUUCAAACAGUUAUUACAUAUUUUUUUUUAAAUUAAAGACAGUGAGGUAAAAAAUG